Messenger RNA from Solanum lycopersicum (tomato), 976 nucleotides. RefSeq names its product probable 3-hydroxyisobutyryl-CoA hydrolase 2. Gene Ontology annotation, biological process: L-valine catabolic process. Gene Ontology annotation, molecular function: 3-hydroxyisobutyryl-CoA hydrolase activity. NCBI's taxonomy places the organism in Eukaryota, Viridiplantae, Streptophyta, Magnoliopsida, Solanales, Solanaceae. The record is from RefSeq and is a predicted model, not a curated record.
ACAUAGAAGUGUUGUCUACAAAACUUUUUCAUAGUUAUGCUGAAUUUUUAAGUUUAAGUUAUUAUAGGAUAUCUGCCUUAGUUUUCAACUUCUCAUGAUGAUUCCUGAAUUUCUUUAAUCAUCACAAAUGUAAAAUAUACUUUGAAAACAUGUUGUAUCUCUCUACGGGAUAUUUUAAAAUUGGGAUUUAUAAUAAAUCUCUGAAAUGUUUGAAUGAAUUAUAGCCAAUUUUAUUUAAAAAUAUGAUCCUUCCUUUGCUUUUGUGAAUUUAUUUAUUCUGAUUCUGUUGGAAGACCAUUUCCUACGUUGUGAGUGAUGCUCAGAGAAUUUGUACGGUGUUCUUUUCCAUUAGCUUAUUUUGAUACUCUUUGGCAGGGGAAUAUGCUGGUCUUACUGGUUCUAGGUUGGAUGGAGCUGAAAUGCUUGCUCGUGGUCUUGCAACCCACUUUGUAUCAUCGGAUGAAAGUGAGGUUUUGGACAAGAAGGAUGACUGGAUCUCUUCAACCAUUCAAUCGCUGAAAAAAGCACCCCCUACAAGUCUUAAAAUUUCCUUGAGAUCAGGAUGCAGAGCCAUAUUGAUCGACAGGGAUAGAAAUCCUAAGUGGGAGCCCUCCAGACUGGAAAUAAUUAGAGAUGAUGAUGUCGAUCAUUACUUCUCCAAGAUAGAUGAUGAAGAUUGGGAAGACCUAAAGCUGCCUCCAAGAUCAAAUAUGUCUCCAUAUGCAAUUGUCAAGCUUUAAAAUCAUGCAAUAUUCUACAUUAUGUUGUCCUCUGUUCACCACAUCAUUAUGAAGGUUUCAAUGACUAUUAAAACAGUAUUAAUAUCAUUACGACGUGGUUCACCAAAUAAAUUAGUAUCGUAAAAUUAGUACAUGAUACUUGCCAUUGAAUAGAGAUGUCAAACCUCAAGCACAAGGAUAGAUUGUGCAGUACUAAAUAAUACUUUUGCUCUAAUUUUUUUCUCUUUCAUCUAUAA